Molecule: messenger RNA, 3397 nt
Organism: Bombyx mandarina (wild silkworm)
Lineage: Eukaryota; Metazoa; Arthropoda; Insecta; Lepidoptera; Bombycidae
Molecular function (GO): protein binding
Source: RefSeq, a predicted model, not a curated record
GGCUUAUGUAGGGGCAGGGGGCGAAGGGGAGCCUGGCCGACAGUUUCUCGUCGUCCGCCGCGCCGCGUGCACGCCUUGUGAUGCGCUCCGCGCUUUGACGCGAGAUGGCCUCGUCUACGACCGGCAACAUCGUCACAGAGUGGUUGCGUUCGCUCCACUUGGGCCAAUAUGCGGAAAGUUUUAUUGAUAAUGGUUACGAUGAUUUGGAGAUCUGUAAACAGGUUGGAGAGCCAGAUCUCGAUGCGAUCGGUGUACUCAAUCCUGCACACCGUCAACGGUUGUUGCACUCAGUAAGAAGUUUACGGGAGGAAGGUGCAGCCGCUGUUUACUUCACCCUCGAGGAAGCAACAGCUGCCAGGGACUCGUGUAGAUGCGAGGAAGAGUCUCGUAAAGAGCAGGCAACCGUUUCAAUCGAACCAGCAAAGUAUGCUGACGAGUAUGAGGAGGGAAAAGCUGAACUUGUCAAAAUUCCACGAAUGCAACUGAAGAGACUUCUUCGAGAACGUCUCGCUCAAGAUGGUAUACGCCUGAGUCUGCAGCCCUAUUCAACUACGGAUGGGGAUCGAGGCUAUUUGGAAGGUUUGGCUUCUCGUUACGCAGACCUAUUCUCCACUCACUACGGCGACGUCCUGGACCACCUUGAAGAACUUCGGAGGCACGAAUGGGAUGAGAUGUCCCCUAGGAUGAGAGUCUUGGGGGGCCCUGGUACCCCCCAAACUCCACCUUCAGCCAGCCCAGGCUCCUUGGCCCUAAAUAAUCUGACCACGUCGCAUUCCCAGCCCAUUUACGUGCCAGGAAAAUAUUCGCCAUCAAGCUGCCUAACGGAUAAAGAAGAAGAUGAGAUCUACGGUUUCGGGUACGGCGUGUUCGGGAAACAGAUGUUGCAACGUCAACAGCAACAAAAACAAUUGUUGCUAGCUCAACCGUCCCAGCCCUUGAUACAUAAUCAGCAACACAAUUAUCAAAGUUGUCUAAGCCCGCGUUCGGCCUACUUCUACGAGUUUCCGCCAAGCGGUGAGUUUCACAAUAAUUGUCUGGGGACAGCUAAGAAGAAGGUGACGACGUUCUCGAGACUGCUUCGUGGACUUAAAUCGCACAGGAAAGAAAAACACGGAUCCUGUUCGCCGAAGCAUACGCAUAGCCCGCGGCAGAUUUUGCCUCCUCAGAGGGUCGACACCCCGGACAGCGUGCUACAAAGUGGGUUAGGCCUGGGGCCAGGGCCGGACACAGCCCUGAGGUCCAUGGUUGACCCGAGAGAUUAUGAUCGCCUCCGCUUCUUACAAAUGACUUCCACCCAACCAAACACGUUUGAGGAAACUAUACAUAGGUUGAAAGUACAAGAAGCAAUGAAAAAGAAAGAUAAAAUUGCAAGGGAACAAGAAGAGAUUCUGAGAGACAUACGACACGGUCUUAUGAAUAUGGGAAGAGACGGCGUCCGGGGUCCUUUUGGAGACGACACGUACAUGUACGACGAUGAAGCUAGAGGUCUAUCAGGCAGAGGACAUUGGUAUGACGAACCGCCCUACGAAAGCGACCCUGAAGAUUUCCUAAUGGGCGGAGGUGCUCCAGCAGCAACUUUUCAAAACGGACGAGUAUGCUUCACUCUCAAUCUUCGCAAUGACGCAAGAGGUGAAGGCGUGAUAUCUCUGAGAAGUGCCGGAGAUAUAAGUUUAGCGAGAACCCCUCGGAGGGGAUUAAUAAUUCCGCAAAGCGGCCCCUACCCCACAACCGUGAUCCCCUUGCGAACAGCGAGAGAUCGAGAAAGCGGGGAUUACGCGGCGUCUGACAUCCAAUCUAUAGGAUCGAGACUAUCUGGCAUCUCGUUAGAAUCAAACAGGUCCGAACGGGAUUCCAGGCGGGGCUACCGCCAAAUGUCUGGCUAUCGGAUAGGAACAGACCCAUUAUCCCCUGCUUCAUCAGAUUAUGAAGACCAAGAAAGCGAAACGGACUCUCAACAUAUAGCUACCGUACAUAAGUCUGCUGAAGAUUGCGAAGGAGUUUCUAACUUGGCGGGGAAAGUUAGGGGACUUAGACAAGAUGUUCAGAGAAAAAUCUCUCGGUUGCGUCAGGAAAGAGGUCCCGAAGGAAAUGAUAGGAGAACAAGUGCAGAUCAAGCAUUUCCUUGUUCUAAUAGUUCUUUUGAAAGUCUUCCCAGCGGAUCUGGCAGUAGCACACAGGCACUGGUUCGCGCCGGUAGUAAUCAUUCAUCUCUCUCGGCAGAAGAAAACAUAGAAUUAAGUCCGGCCGGGCGGAGUUUACUAGUGCCGCAAAUGCUGUGCCGUGCUCGAGCGCUCGUCGAUUACCUACCCAAUAUUUAUGAGAAAGAUGCUCUCAGAUACAAGAAAGGAGACAUCAUUGAAGUAAUUAACAUGAACGCAUCGGGAAUCUGGCGCGGUGUUUUAAACAACAAAGUUGGAAACUUUAAAUUCGCAAACGUGGAGGUUUUAUCUGAAAGAGAUACCGUUCGCUCUAGAUCGUCAAAAUGGUGUAAAAGUCGCGAAAGACUCUGGGAGACGCGACCUCGGACUGUUGAAGAAUUGUUACGAAGAAUAGACCUACCGGAAUAUACACUGGCGUUUUCUCGUAACGGUUAUGAAGACAUUGAGCUGUUCAAAGAAAUCGAACCGUCUGAUCUAGAUUACUUAGGUAUAAUGACACCAGAGCACCGAACACGUAUUCUUGCUGCUGUCCAAUUGUUGCAUCAGCUCGAAAGUGGAGAAGCUGACGGUGAAAUUGACGGUGGCGGUUCCAGUUCCGAAGGAGGAGACUCGCCGUUUGGUCGACGACAGUUCCCUCGUGAUUCCGGUUGCUACGAAGGAGGAGUAGGCGUAGGCGGCGUCCGCGUCCGAACAUCACCGCUAGUACACCGCACAGACGAACCCAAUCAACGGCCCCCCGAGCCCGCACCGCAAGCCAAACGCUCAAUCAGACGGCGACAGCCAGAUGACGCCGAAUGCGACAGAAUAGAACGUUAUCCCGGUACAGGAGCUGAGCGAACGGCGGUACGCACGGGUGGGUUGCCUGGCGGGGCUAGAGACGACACCUGCGAAUCUGAUCACCGGCUGAAUGUCGUUAAGUUUGUGGCCGGCGGUGAGCCCUGCGCUUCAGAGAAGAGCAGCGAUUCGGGAGUGAGUAGUUCUUCGUUGAGUUCGGCUCAUCCUCAUCGUCCAUGAGCGCGGCCUGCCGCAUCCGCGCUUUUAUAGGCACUGGCGCGGGUGCGUGCGCAGGUCGCGCCACCCUAUAACCCCGCUGACAAAAAACCCUCCACUAUACUCGAAUGUGAAUAAUGAUUCAGAAGCUUCAGAAGAUUCAGAUUUACUGGUGGUAGGACCUCUUGUGAGUCCGCACGGUUAGGUACCACCACCCCGCCUAUUUCUGCCGUGAAGCAGCAAUGCGC